AUGAAGCAGCGCGCGGCGGACGACCCCGCGGCGGCAGGGAACAGGCCGGCCGUUGUGCAGGGCAGUGGACGCGCACUUGCAUGUGUGCGCGGUGCCGCGCAGGGCCAACCCUUGGGACCCCUUGGGGCACUUUGGAGGGGAGCUCCCGCUGCCCGCUGCCCGCUGGCCAAUCAGCGUGUGUCGCACCACGGCAUGGGCACAUGGCAGGACAGCACGAAUCUGGCAUUUUCACCAGAGUCCCUCGAGGCUCUACCCUUGACACUGCAGCGAUCCUACACUCAAAGCUCUGCCAUUGGCGCCCUGCGGAAUUCAAGAUGCCUGCUGGACAUCAAUCUCAUUCUCUGCAGCAUCAACAUCUGCAGCGGCCUUUCCACCGCUGUUCCCUCCACCAGCCAGGCUCUGCUGCCGGAUGGGCUGCAGGUCACUGUCGAGAUCCCGGAGCAGUACUUCUGGGAGGCAGAUGAGGAUGACGGGGUUCCGGGUGUCGAGGAAAUGGUGGGAGAAGCACGGGUGGGAGGCACAAGUGUGUCACUGGGGAGGAUGAACUAUGAGAGCAAGGAUGACAACGAAAUUGCAGUUGACGAGUUCUUUGUCCUCAUGCGUUUGUAGGAGAUCGUGUAAGUUGGUUGACGUUGACUGGAACGCAGCCUUGACAUCUCGAUGAUGCGUGAUCUAUCCAUAUUCUCGUUCAGUGGAUAAUCUGAUAUACGGCC
Molecule: messenger RNA, 713 nt
Organism: Microdochium trichocladiopsis
Lineage: Eukaryota; Fungi; Ascomycota; Sordariomycetes; Xylariales; Microdochiaceae
Exons: 3
Coding region: 1-609 (202 amino acids)
Source: RefSeq, a predicted model, not a curated record